Sinocyclocheilus rhinocerous is the source of this 872-nucleotide messenger RNA. RefSeq names its product RING finger protein 122. NCBI's taxonomy places the organism in Eukaryota, Metazoa, Chordata, Actinopteri, Cypriniformes, Cyprinidae. The transcript is spliced from 6 exons. Gene Ontology annotation, cellular component: nucleus. Bases 210 to 605 code for a protein of 131 amino acids. Gene Ontology annotation, biological process: ubiquitin-dependent protein catabolic process. The record is from RefSeq and is a predicted model, not a curated record. Gene Ontology annotation, molecular function: ubiquitin protein ligase activity.
UAUUGAUCUCCGUGAUCCGGUCGGGACUUUAUUUUAUUCACAUUUACAGGCUCUCAAUAUUGUAGAUGUAACUAAACAGUCAGUUAUUAAUUUGAGCCGUUUAUACGCUUGAACCGUGAGAUCCGAGUAUGAAGAAUAAACACUGAAGUAAAGACACUCAGGAGCCUGUUUAUAAUGGGCUUCAGGAAAUGAUUAAUAUUUAAAACACCAUGCCUCCAGUGACCUCUCAGGAACUCCCUCUCAACAUCUAUGUGGUCAUCUUUGGCACUGGGAUCUUUGUCUUUGUUUUAAGCCUGAUAUUCUGCUGCUUCUUUAUAAGUAAAUUGAGACAUCAGGCUCGCAACGUGAGAGCUGGAUACAAGAUGGUUGUAUUUAACGAUGAAACAACACGGUUACAUGCACACGGGUUAACAUGUGCAGUCUGUUUGGAGGACUUCAGGACAAAAGAUGAGCUCGGAGUGUUACCAUGCCAACACGCCUUUCACAAGAGGUGUCUGGUGAAAUGGCUGGAAGUGAGAUGUUCAUGUCCCAUAUGCAACAACCCCGUCAGUGAUGCUCUGGGACAAACGCACAGCCCAGGAAACCUGCUGGAUGAACUGCUCUAGAUACUUACAAUUGAGUUCUCUGAAUCGGGCAACAUUUCUACCUAAUAGUCUUGUACAAUUCAAACAAAAGGCCUUUAUUUAAAAGCACUGCUGUUGUACAACAUCACUUGUAAUGUUCUGGUAUGUCUGGUUUAAAAUGUGUGCAGAAUGUUUACGUACAGUAUUGUGGGUUUCUUUUUUUGGUGUCCUGUGUUAAUAUGUAAGAUCAUUUGCAAGUAUUCACUUAAAGGGGUCAUCGGAUGCUACAUGCACUUUUACAAGUUGUUU